Ctenopharyngodon idella (grass carp) is the source of this 3953-nucleotide messenger RNA. It is a transcript of the gene angpt4, whose product is annotated as angiopoietin 4. The record is from RefSeq and is a predicted model, not a curated record. NCBI's taxonomy places the organism in Eukaryota, Metazoa, Chordata, Actinopteri, Cypriniformes, Xenocyprididae.
CUCUCUCACUCUGGUCAUUUCACACACCGCUCUGGGAUAGGAAGGAAAGUUCUCCUCUUUUGUUUACUUUUCUCUCGUGUUAAGAGCCUACAGAUUGGGAGACUCAUUUAGACGGGCUGUCUCUGUUUCUCCUUGAAUUCUUUCAUUCUUUUCAUUCUUCUUAUCUAUCUGUGAGAGUCUGUUGUAGUUACUCAAGGGUCAGUGCCUGUGCCCAGUUCCUCAGGGAAACCUCGUGGAAACCAGGAACUUCUCCAGCAUCAAAGGUCCUGCAGCCAAGAACGCAGUCCAACUGUGAAGGAAAGAAGAGAAAAGAGUCAAAAAAGCCUCUUCAUCUCCAUCCAACCAUGUUUUCCUUCAUCAAAAGAGCGUGAGCUACUGAGUUGGCGCUUUCUCUUGACCACAGGUGGCCUUUCCUUUUGCUCUCGCUGCCAUGAGGUUUGCCAGAGGUGGUUGGCAUUUGGCACUGCUGCUGGCGUCGCUUGGCCUGGUGAGUUCCGGAAACGGGAACGGUCAGGGGAGACGCGGAGGAGGCGAGAGGCGGAGAAAGCUUCACCGGGUGCAGCACGGCCAGUGCAGCUACACCUUCAUCCUUCCGGAGAUGGAGAGCUGUCAAGGUGGAGUGGACCAGACCAGCGUGGUUCAGCGUGACUCCCCGCCGGCGGACGGUGAGUGGUCCGCUCAGAAGCUGCAUCAUCUGGAGACGGCCAUGGAAAACAACACACAGUGGCUGCAGAAGUUAGAAAACUACAUCCAGCAGAAGACGGGGAUGGUGCAUAUUCAAGCUGAUGCUGUCCAUAACCAGACGGCCACUAUGCUGGAGAUCGGUACCAAUCUGCUCAGCCAGACCGCUGCGCAAACCAGAAAACUCAAUGUGGUUGAGGCCAAGGUUCUGAACCAGACAUCAAGAAUUGCAAUUCAGUUAUUAGAGAAUUCACUGUCAACAAACAAACUGGAGAAGGAACUCUUAACGCAGAUUUCAGAAAUCUCAAAACUUCGCGACAAGAACAGUCGUUUGGAGAGUAAGGUCUUAGUCCUGGAGUCGCAGCAGAGGACAGAGUUGGAGGACAUGAGGAAGGAGAAAGAGCGACUGCAGGACCUGGUGAAGAAACAGACAGCCGCCAUUACGGCUCUGGAGAGACAGCUGAGAGCGGCCAGCAGCAACAACUCAGCCCUGCAAAGACAGCAUCAGCAGCUCAUGAAGUCUGUGCACACGCUUAUUGGCAUGGUGUCUUCUGGGACAGGCUUCUCACCAAACGAGCAGCGCUUCCGAGACUGUGCCGAGGCCUAUAAAUCUGGUCACAACACCAGUGGAGUCUACCACAUUUACAUCGGAGACAUGACGGAGCCAACCAAGGUCUUUUGUGAUAUGGUGACAAGUGGAGGUGGCUGGACAGUAUUCCAGCGCAGAGCUAAUGGAAGUGUGAACUUCCAGAAAGGCUGGAAAGAAUACAAACUGGGAUUUGGUGAUCCUAGUGGAGAGCACUGGUUGGGUAAUGAAGCCGUUCACCUGAUCACCAGUCAAGCCCAGUACUCCCUCCGAGUGGAACUUAAGGACUGGGAGGAGAACAGGGCCUAUGCACUGUAUGACAAAUUUCAGCUGGCCAGUGAAAAACAGCAGUACAGACUCUCAAUAGGGAGCUACAGCGGAACAUCAGGACAGCAAAGUAGCUUAGCAGCAAACGGCACAGGCUUCAGCACUCGUGACGCUGACAAUGAUAAGUGCGUUUGCAAGUGCGCCCUCAUGAUGACCGGAGGCUGGUGGUUUGAUGCUUGCGGUCUGUCCAACCUUAAUGGAAUCUACUACACCGUGGGUCACAACAUCCGCAAGCUCAAUGGCAUUAAGUGGCAUCACUUCCGAGGACCCAGCUAUUCGCUCCAGUCCACUUCAAUGAUGAUCCGACCAGCUGAUUUCUGACGUGAAUGAAGCUUGUCAUGUUGUCUGAAUGACAGGACUUCAAGCAGCUUGCUUUAGGACAUAAAAGCAACGAGGUAGAGACAGAUAAAGAUGUCAUUUAAUGGAUGAAUGGUGAAGAAUGGAGCUGGAGCGGAUAAAAAAGCGAUCGGACUGAAAAUUCAGCUUCAUUCCAAAAAUCUUUUUACACAUGCAAACAUGCUUCACCUUCACAGCUGAAUUCAUGUGUCGCUCAUAACCCAAAACAUUCUCAAUGAUGGCCAUGGCGACUUUCGUUGUACUCUCAUGGAACAUUGUUUGUGGCAUGAAAAAAUUCCAAAGGAAUACCUUUCGAACUUUACGAGACUAAAGGCUCACGAGCCUCACUAGAUUCCAGAACUGUUCUGGAUGUUCCAGAGGAAUAUCAGAGGCUCCUUCAUGUCUGAGAGGUUUUAUACUAUUUUGUAAAAGAUAAUAGCUGUUAACUACUUAGCGAGGUAGUUGACUAAGUAGAUACACUACUGUUGAAAAGUUUGGGGUUGGUAAGAAUUUUUUUUUUUUAAAGAAAAUGCUCACUAGGGCUGCAUUUAUUUGAUAAACAAUGUAAUAAAAUAGCAAUAUUUUGAAAUAUUAUUUCAAUUUUAAAUAGCUGUUUUCUAUUUGAAUGUCAUUUAAAAUAUAAUUUAUUCCUUGUGAUGCAAAGCUGAAUUUUCAGCAUAAUUUACUCCAGUCUUCAGUGUCACAUGAUCCUUCAGAAAUCAUUCUAAUAUGCUGAUUUGCUGCUCAAGAAACAUUUAUUAUUAUUAUCAAUGUUGAAAACAGUUGUGCUGCUUAAUAUUUUUGUGGAAACCAUGAUACUAUUUUUUUUUUUUUUUCAGGAUUCUUUGAUAAAUAAAAAAGUUCAAAAGAACUGCAUUUAUUUGAAUAUGUAUAUAUUAUUGACCCCAAACUUUUGAACUGUAAUGUAGCUAACUAGCAAGACAACUAGUCAGAUAGAUAGAGACAUUGCAUCAUUUUGUGUGUAUUUUUAAUAACUGGAUAUUUUAUAUAUUUUGCAUCUUUCUUUUUUAAGUGCUCAUUAGGCCCGAAACGUUCUCUACACAGGUAUGUGAACACAAACGCUUCUAGCUGCACAAGCUUUGGCCGUCGUUACAUUCUGAAAUGUGUUAGAACACAAUUUAAUAUGCAUCACAUUCUUAGCAUUGCUGUAAGGGGCACUUUAGUGGGCAUUAGCUUAAACGGCCUUGCUUACUGUCUUGGCAGAGCAACAGUUUAAAGAAAAUCUUGCUUGGCAAGUUAUUUGUAUUUGGCAUGAUUUGAAGGUAACUCUAAUGCCCUCUUGAGUACAGAGGUUUGUUUAAAGCAAUGCAAAAUCAAUGUGUUGCAUUUGUGUAAUUACAUAAAGGGUGUUGUUGUACCCAUGCGAUUUUUAUGUUUUAUUUGUAAGAGAAAGAUACUAUAUUUUGUUUACUGGUGUUCCAUGUAACCUGAUGUUCCCAUUUGAAAAAUAUAUCAUUUUUUUUUAGGAGGAUGCACUUUAAGGAGCUCAGUACGAGGAUCGUGGUUAGACAGCAGAUACGCUGAUAGAAGUUGACUGUUCCUACAACUGUACAAUAUGAACAAUGCUAUUAGUUGCUGCUGUGGUAUAUACAUGAAUACAUUCUGAGCAUAACCCUUUCAACAUGCAUUAUUACCUUCUGACCAUGAACCUUUCAUCACAUAUCAUUGCUGUUUGAUAAUAAACCCUUCAGAUCAGUUCUGGAGUCAAACUGGAUAACAGCUUUUCAACAGGUCCAGGUUUAUUUUACUCUCCUGAACAAGAAGUUGAAGACGCCAAAGGCUUUCCUGUCUUUUUGUGGUUCAGACUUCCUAGUUCAUAGUGUUUUUAUUUAACUAAAAUUCCAUUUUUCUGCCAAGAACAGCAGGAGCAUAUGAAAGACAUUCCCCCUUGAUCACUCUUUAUUCGCUUUGUAAAAAUGUCAAUUUGUCAUGUCAUAUUAAUUCUUUUUUGUUUCGUUUUGUUUUAAGAGGUCUACAUGAGCAAUAAAGUGCUUCUUAUAUA